Molecule: messenger RNA, 867 nt
Organism: Camellia sinensis
Lineage: Eukaryota; Viridiplantae; Streptophyta; Magnoliopsida; Ericales; Theaceae
Source: RefSeq, a predicted model, not a curated record
AUGGAGGAAAGAGGCAGAGAUCCGUGGUUAGCUGAAGCAAGGGUGCCUAAAUUGUCCAAUUCAGAAACAGAUGAAUUAGCUAAAACAGGGGGCAUAAGUCUUGGUGCAAAGGGAUUUGGACUUCCUGGAAAACUAUCCAACGUUAAGGUCAUUGUUAAUGGUGGCCAGAGGGUUAUUUUCAAGAAGAACUAUGAGGUAAUGAACAAUCUUGGAGUGAAGAAUAUUACAAAUUCUUUGAUGAGUGUGGUUCAGCCCAAAUGUGCAAAUGCAAAGGAAAAGGGAAUUAGGGUUGAGGUAGAUGAUGAUGAUGAGUAUAAUCCGUCAGGGAGUGAGAACGAUAGUGAUAACGAGUCAUUGGGUUCCUUUUAUCGCAAGGAACAAGAGAUGCCACCGGGGUUACGUUUACAGCCUUAUUCGAGGCCAUUAACUCCCACCCUAGAAGAAGGGAUGGAUCCCCCACGUCAAGAGAUUGGUACCCAACCCUUACCACCUCAUAAUGUGCAACCUGUGCAUGAGGUGACUGCAUCUAGUAGUGUUGCAUCACAUGACAGACGUGGUCGUGGUCCAACACGCGGCAUACAAACCCAACGCAUUGUCCAGAAAAAUGGAAAGAUGUUGGUUCCUGUACCUGAACAUUUCCGUGCGCCAGUGGGAGAUCAAGCCUCUAAGUUGGCCUCCAAGAUUGGCAUAGAGGUUCGAACGCAAUUACCAGACUUGAGCAUUUGUAGGUGGAAUAAGGUUCACGAUGCUGAUAAGAAGCCGAUGAUCCAACGCUUGGAGGAUCAGUUUGAUCUACAAGGCAAUCCGAGUGAUGUAGCAAGGACUUUAAACACACAGUUUGGUCCGCAAUUGAGUAGCUUCACCUAA